Molecule: messenger RNA, 989 nt
Organism: Aspergillus ibericus CBS 121593
Lineage: Eukaryota; Fungi; Ascomycota; Eurotiomycetes; Eurotiales; Aspergillaceae
Product: DNA-directed RNA polymerase III subunit RPC25
Exons: 6
Coding region: 242-823 (193 amino acids)
Biological process (GO): transcription initiation at RNA polymerase III promoter; DNA-templated transcription
Cellular component (GO): RNA polymerase III complex
Source: RefSeq, a predicted model, not a curated record
GCUUUAGAGCUGCUAGUUGCUGGAUAUCUACGGCGAGAUAUAUAUCAUGCCUCUGGGAAUGUGGAAAGCUUAGCCCCCAAGGCUGCCGGAUGGAACUCAAUUGAAUUGGACUGGCUCCUGAACAUGGAACUGCGUCCCGACCGCUUUGAUCAUUUCCCCGACUGUCUGUCCUACUAGAAUAGAAAAAAAGAAAGAUCUUUUCCGCCGCCAGCCGUUGAGCGCUACAUCGAGCGACUUCAUCAUGUUUAUCCUUACCACCAUCUCAGAUCUGAUCCAGAUCUCCCCGGAGGAUUUCUCCAAAUAUAGCGCUGUGGCCCUCGAGGAUAACAUCAACGAGAAGUAUGCCAAUAAAGUCAUCCAAAAAAUCGGUCUAUGCAUCGGUUUCUACGACCUGCUAGAGUCAUCCGAUGGCCUGAUCGGCCAUGGUACCGGCUUGGUCAAUGUAAACGUCAAAUUCCGCCUGAUCGUUUUCCGCCCGUUCAAGGGGGAGAUCAUGCUGGGGAAGAUUUCAAGUGCUACGGAGCACGGCAUCAAAGUUGCCGUAGAGUUCUUUAACGACAUCCUUGUGCCUCCGGAUCUGCUCUUGGAUGGCGCAAGAUUUGAUUACGCCGAUCAAGUCUGGGUUUGGGAAAAUGAAGACGGCUCGACAUUCUACUUUGAUGUAGGUGAAGUCGUCCGUUUCCGUGUUGAGAUGGAAGAGUGGCACGACCAGAUCCCCAAUGCUCCGGAUCUAGGAGAUGCGUCUGCAAUUGAGCGGAAGCCUCCCUAUUCCAUCAUAGGAUCCAUGCAAAUGGCUGGGUUGGGCCCGACUUCGUGGUGGUAAUGGCUGGCUUUGUUCUGUGAAUACGAAGGCUUUCCGUGGACAGGAUGGCAUUGUACACUGUUCGUUAAAAGGUUUGUGUGAGGGUUUGGAUAUACCAUGUUGGGGAUUUACCGAUGAAGAUUAGCUACCCAUCGUUAGACGAAUAAUGACAUGAUCUUGGCUACCA